This is a messenger RNA of Striga hermonthica, 384 nucleotides long. NCBI's taxonomy places the organism in Eukaryota, Viridiplantae, Streptophyta, Magnoliopsida, Lamiales, Orobanchaceae. The record is from the annotation of a GenBank genome assembly.
AUGUCCUCACACACCAAUUCUCUCGUCAACCAAACACCCAUCAACCGCCACCCCGCCACCACCUUCCGGUGGACCCUCCGCCGCCGCCGCCGUCCGCGGCUCCCCACCGCCCAACUCGGCGGGAAAAAGCGCGGAUUUUUCAUCCCGAGGCUCUGCAGAAAGGCGAAGCUGAAAUGGAUGAGGGUGAAGUACAUGAAAUUAAUGCUGAAGAAGAUCAAGAAAUAUUACCUCUCGUUUGUGGAGGACUUGAUGGAAGGGGGAAGGGCAAUUGAGUCAUUUCAGCAGAGGAUGCUUCUGGAAAGUUCUUUUGCUGUUCCAGCUUUGGGGUUGUCUUUCAAUUCUUACCCUUCGACCAGUGAGCUUCAUAGGCCAACUUUCUUCUAG